Engraulis encrasicolus (European anchovy) is the source of this 3647-nucleotide messenger RNA. It is a transcript of the gene sec24a, whose product is annotated as SEC24 homolog A, COPII coat complex component. The record is from RefSeq and is a predicted model, not a curated record. Bases 273 to 3554 code for a protein of 1093 amino acids. Gene Ontology annotation, molecular function: zinc ion binding; SNARE binding. Gene Ontology annotation, biological process: endoplasmic reticulum to Golgi vesicle-mediated transport; intracellular protein transport; COPII-coated vesicle cargo loading. Gene Ontology annotation, cellular component: endoplasmic reticulum exit site; COPII vesicle coat. Lineage: Eukaryota; Metazoa; Chordata; Actinopteri; Clupeiformes; Engraulidae. The transcript is spliced from 23 exons.
GCCUUCUUGACAGGGCCUGAACCCUAGUAAGACAGGGAUCGGCCUCAGCCAUGGUCCUUUAGUAGGAAUUUGUGAAGUUAGCGAAAUAACGCUUUUAAUAAUUUAGCUGAGGGAAUAAGCUCUAUAUGAGACGAUUGUUAAUCAUCCGUCAGGAAGUCGAUUGACCAGGUUGCUUGCCAGGCAGGUAACUUCGCACUUUACUCUGUGAGGGUAGUUAACGUUAGCCAUUCAACGAAGCACCUCUACAAUUUGAUCCUGGUGUCUAUUUCAAGAUGUCAAAUGCUGGGUUCAGUUCUCAGAACGGGGCAGGUGGACAGCCGUACGCAAAUGGUCCAACACAAGGCGCGUUUCCAGUGCAGCCGGUGAGCCAAGGUUACGGCUUACCUGGCCAACUGGGUUACCAUAACCAGGUGCCCGCCAAGGGCCCCAUGCCACCCGGCCCGGGCCUCUACAAUGCUGCCCCCCCGGUCAGCGCCUACCAGGGUAGCCUCAUGCCCCCCACCAUGCCUGUCAGACCGCCCAUGGGAGGGCCACUACCACCCCCCAUGCAGCCCGGGCAGACGCCCCCUCCCUCCCAGAACUCUGUGCCACCCCCCAUGGCAACGACAAACAGCUACUAUCCCAAUGCCCAGAACCCCCCGGUGUCCAGCUGGAACUAUGGGCCGCGCCCGCCUCCACCCAUGGGCAUGGCGACGCCUCCGCCUGGGAACCACGUGACGUCGUCCCCCAGCCCUGUGCCCAAUCCGGCCUCCCAGGGCUUCAGUGCUCCUCCCCCGGGCCCCAACACGUCAAUGGCACCCGGUCCCCCGCUGCCUCCCUCAUCACUCAGCAGCUGGUCUCAGCCAGGCUCUGUUCCACCUCCACCCAUGAACGCCAUGAGCCCACAGCCCUACCAGUACGGACCCCCGCCCACAGGGCCACCGCCACCAGCCAUGAGACCAACACCACCCCCCACCAUGCCCCCUGGCACCGCCACCCCUCCCCCUGCCAUGCCACCCCAAAAUGAAGGAAUGAGACAAACCCACACGCCCACCUCCCAAGUUCCCAACAGCUUUGAGGGUGGCGAAGGAGGCUACACGCACCCCCCCACUUCUCAGCCCGGCCCACCACUGGGGAGGCCAGGGGGCCACGCCUACCCUUCACUACCACCAGGCUACCAGAACACGGCCGCGCCCUCCGGCAUGCCCCCCUCACACCUCGCACCGCCUUACAGCGCCGGGCCCUCCGCUUACCAACAGCCGUCGAUGGGCGCUGCCCAGCUGAGUCCGUCUCUGGCGGGGCUGAGUCUGCAGUCCCAAACGCCGGACGCCCUGCGUGUGGUCAACCUGCUGCAGGAGCGCAACCUGCUGCCGCCCACUGCCAUCACGCCCCCCACGCCCCCCCUGCCCCAGGACAUCCAGAAGCUCAACUGCCACCCAGAUGUAUUCCGCAGCACUCUGACCAGCAUCCCCCAGACACAGGCGCUCCUCAACAAGGCCAAGCUGCCCCUCGGCCUGCUGCUCCACCCCUUCAAAGACCUCUCGCAGCUUCCAGUGGUGACCUCCAGCACUAUCGUCAGGUGUCGCUCCUGCAGGACAUACAUCAACCCCUUCGUCAACUUCCUGGACCAGCGGCGGUGGAAGUGCAACCUCUGCUACCGGGUCAACGAUGUGCCCGAAGAGUUCAUGUACAACCCAGUCAGCAGAUCCUACGGAGAGCCCCACAAACGACCAGAAGUCCAGAACGCCACCAUUGAGUUCAUCGCUCCCUCUGAAUACAUGCUGAGACCACCCCAGCCCGCUGCUUACCUGUUUGUCCUCGACGUGUCCCACAAUGCCGUGCAGACGGGAUACAUAGACGUUGUCUGUCAAUCACUUCUCGAAAACCUCAACGCGCUGCCAGGAGAUACGAGGACGAAGAUCGGCUUCAUCACGUUUGACACCACCAUCCACUUCUACAAUCUCCAGGAGGGCCUGUCUCAGCCACAGAUGCUCAUCGUGUCCGAUCUAGAAGAUGUAUUUUUACCCACACCAGACAGCCUUUUAGUAAACCUCAAUGAAUGCAAGGAGCUGGUCCAGGAUCUGCUGAAGAGCCUGCCCCAGAUGUUCAGCAAGACCAUGGAGACCCAGUGUGCCCUGGGCCCGGCGCUGCAGGCCGCCUUCAAGCUGCUGUCCCCCACGGGGGGCCGCAUGUCCGUCUUCCAGAGCCAGCUCCCCACUCUGGGGGUUGGAGCCCUCAAGUCCCGGGAGGACCCCAACCAGAGGGCCUCUGCCAAGGACAUUCAGCAUCUGUCUCCUGCCACUGACUUCUAUAAGAAGUUGGCGCUGGACUGCUCUGGGCAGCAGGUGGCUGUGGACCUCUUCAUGCUCAGCUCGCAGUACUGUGACCUGGCCUCGCUGGGCUGCAUAUCGCGCUACUCCGCAGGAAGUGUCUACUACUACCCCUCGUACCACAACCAGCACAACCCCGCCCAGACCGAGCGCUUCCAGAAGGACCUCAAGCGCUACCUCACCCGCAAGAUCGGCUUCGAGGCAGUCAUGAGGAUACGAUGCACCAAAGGCCUCUCCAUACACACGUUCCACGGGAACUUCUUUGUGCGUUCGACGGACCUGCUGUCGCUGCCCAACGUAAACCCGGACGCCGGCUUCGCUGUUCAGAUGUCCAUUGAGGAGAACCUGACGGACAUGCAGGUGGUCUCCUUCCAGGCCGCGCUGCUCUACACCUCCAGCAAAGGUGAAAGGAGGAUCCGAGUGCACACCAUGUGUCUACCUGUGGUCAACUCGCUGUCUGACAUCUUUGCUGGAGCUGAUGUGCAAGCAAUCACAGGCCUCCUGGCCAGCAUGGCGGUGGAUCGCUCUGUGGCGGCGAGCAUGAGUGACGCCCGGGAUGCGAUGACCAAUGCUGUGAUCGACUCGCUGUCCUCGUACCGCACCGCUGUGCUCACCAUCCAGCAGCCGGGCCUGCUCACGCCCAACUGCCUGCGCCUCUUCCCCCUUUACAUACUGGCCCUGCUCAAACAGAAAGCGUUCCGGACGGGCACCAGCACUCGACUGGACGACCGCGUGUUUGCCAUGUGUCAGCUGAAGUACCAGCCUCUGGCUUACCUCAUGCUCAUGAUCCACCCAGCGCUCUACCGAGUGGACACCCUGACCGACGAGGGGGCGCUGAACGUCAACGACCGCACCAUCCCCCAGCCCGGCGUGCUGCAGCUGUCUGUGGAGAAGCUGAGCAGGGAAGGAGCCUUCCUCAUGGAUGCCGGCACGGUGAUGUAUCUGUGGGUGGGGAGGAAUUGCAACCCUCAGUUCUUAACCCAGGUCCUUGGGGUCCCAAACUACCCGGCUGUCCCUCAGAGCAUGACUCAGCUGCCAGAACUGGACACGGCCGAGUCUACGCGGACCAGGGCGUUUGUGGGCUGGCUGAGGGAACAGAGGCCAUUUUAUCCCACCCUGCACGUCAUCAAGGAUGAGAGCCAGCUGAAGGCCAACUUCAUGCAGAACAUGGUGGAGGACCGGACCGAGUCGGCGCUGUCUUACUACGAGUUCCUGCUGCACGUACAGCAGCAGAUCUCCAAGUGAUCCUGGAGGAGGCCAUGAAGAGGGGUGGAGGAGAUCCCUGGAGGAGGAGGAGGAGGAGGAUCUGGAUCUGGCAGUAUUGACAGGGUUGGGGGU